UGUAAGUAUGACCGUAGCUUUGUUCCUAGGUCUAACAGCGCUUCUUACUACAAGUACUGCGUGGCAGACAUGCCCUAGUGAAGAAUUUCGCUGCGACAUCAGUCGUUGUAUCUUGCGCAGGUUUGUCUGCGACGCAUGGAUUCACUGCAAGGACGGAUCGGACGAGGCUAACUGCACUCCUCAGACAUGUGCACCAGGAGCUUUUUGGUGCGACAACGGCUGCCGUGCCAAGGAAGAACGAUGCAACGGCAGGGUCUGGUGUAAAGAUGGGGUUGAUGAGAUGAAUUGCCCAGCACGGUCGAGCAACCAAACGUACACAUGUCCUGGAUCUGACGGCCGAUAUUACGAACCCACCGUCGUUUGCGAUGUCGACUGCAACUGCGACGGCUGUGAAGAUGAGAAAAACUGCAAUCGCCCAGAGGCUUGCAGUCGAUCAGCUGGCGCUUUCUUCUGCGACGGCGAGUGUCGCAAUCGCGAUCGGAGAUGUGACCGAGUUGCGGACUGCAGUGACGGAAGAGACGAAAUGAACUGUCCAUACAACAAAAAGAAGACUACAUGAUUGACAUUGA
Frankliniella occidentalis (western flower thrips) is the source of this 569-nucleotide messenger RNA. Its product is annotated as low-density lipoprotein receptor-like. Bases 8 to 559 code for a protein of 183 amino acids. Lineage: Eukaryota; Metazoa; Arthropoda; Insecta; Thysanoptera; Thripidae. The record is from RefSeq and is a predicted model, not a curated record. The transcript has 4 exons. Gene Ontology annotation, molecular function: protein binding.